Messenger RNA from Gastrolobium bilobum, 1050 nucleotides. RefSeq lists its product as uncharacterized. NCBI's taxonomy places the organism in Eukaryota, Viridiplantae, Streptophyta, Magnoliopsida, Fabales, Fabaceae. The transcript has 3 exons. The record is from RefSeq and is a predicted model, not a curated record. The coding region runs from base 1 to 1050 and encodes 349 amino acids.
AUGUCCCAUGAUGUGUUAUUUGAGAUAUUCUCUUGUUUACCAGCAAAAGUUGUUUACAGGUUCAAGUCAGUUGAUAUUGGUCAGAGGUACAAUGGCCAAAAAGAGUUACACCCUUUACCGGGAGAGGAGCUAUCAUCUGGAGUCUCUAAUAAUGUUUUACAAUUCUUGACUAACUCUGCAAGAAUUGUGGCUUCAAGCAAUGGCUUGAUUCUUUGUCGUCUACUUGUGAGUGUUGAGGCUGAUCUCAAAAUCAUUUUUGAAUGCGACUCAGAUGAUUGCACGCUGUUUCUUUUUUUUGAGAACCCAAAAGAUGGUUGGUCUUCAAAUUUGUAUUGCAAUGUUUACCUUCAUAAGGAAGGUGUAUGGAAAGCAAGGGAAGAAAGUUUCACCACUGGUCCCAGGAACUUGAGAUUUGACAUUCUUGUCAUUCAUAAUUGUUUCAUCCACUUCAUCUCAGAUUGUUCUCCUUACGUUAACAGAAACGAUCAAUAUUUUUGGCCAUAUAUCAUGUCUUAUAAUCUUGAGAGUGGAGCAUCAAGAAUGCUCCAUGUGCCUAAAAAAGCAAGAAAGGGUGUCGAUGAUGUCAUCUGUAACAUGGGGAUUUUUAAAUGGGGUAAAGUCACUAGUUCAACUAAAUCCAUUUGUUUGGUGAGGUUAAGAAAGUGUGUAUUUACCAUAUUGGCUUUGAGCGACUAUGAAUCAAGUUCUUGGAGAAUGAUUUUGAAAGUAAGAGUGAAAGCAAUGGGAUUGAUGGAGCAAGAUCCUAUUGUCAUAGGUUUUACUGUCUUGAAUGGUGAUCUUUUGGUCUUUGCUACAACGAAGAAGGUCUACGGCUAUGGUUUGAGUAAUGAAAAUUGUAUGAUACUUGAGGAAAUAUGUGAACAUGGAUGUGAAACCAGAGUCUGCUUCACUUCUUAUUCGAACACGCUGCGCACGUGUGGUACUGAUGCCACAACUUUGCCUCCAAAGAAAAAAAAUGCUACAACCAAGUCCAACUUGGAAGUAGGAUACAACUUUGCCUUUGAUUUAGUAUUAGUUGUCCAGAUGUAA